AGUCCAUUCUGUACAUUGCGCGCGACCACGUUACACUUUUUUCGAGUCUCGGUAUUCCCGGAAGAGCACCGUAGACAACCGCCGCCGCUCCCUCAUCGCCAUUCACAGGCGCGUUCUUCAGCGUACUAGGAGCAGCAAAAAGCAGUAGAGAUGGCGGAGCAGGAACCUACCCCUGAGCAGCUGGCAGCGUUGGCGGCAGCGAACGAGGAGGAGGGGGGGGUGAACUACAAGCCCCCCGCUCAGAAGAGCCUGGCGGAGAUCCAGGAGCUGGACAAGGAUGACGAGAGUCUGCGCAAGUACAAGGAGGCUCUGCUGGGGAACGCCCAGGCAGCUGCUGUAGACCCCAGCGCCCCCAACGUGCAGGUGACGCGCCUGACCCUGAUGUGUGAGACCGCCCCCAACCCUCUGACCCUUGACCUCCAGGGUGAUCUGGAGGCCUUUAAGAAGCAGUCCUUUGUGCUGAAGGAGGGAGUGGAGUACAGGAUAAAGAUCAGCUUCAAGGUGAACAAGGAGAUCGUCUCCGGGUUAAAGUACGUCCAGCACACCUUCAGGAAAGGAGUGAGGAUUGACAAGUCGGACUACAUGGUGGGCAGCUACGGGCCGCGGCCAGCUGAGUACGACUUCCUGACCCCGCUGGAGGAGGCACCCAAGGGCAUGCUGGCCCGCGGCACCUACAACAUCAAGUCCAAGUUCACCGACGACGACAAGCACGACCACCUCUCCUGGGAGUGGAACCUCAACAUUAAGAAGGAGUGGAAGGACUGAGACCGCUGCACUCGCACGCCCUCCCUCCCUCUUUUUCUUUUCUCCCCUUGAGAUGAGAGGUGGAGAACUCCUCUCUCUACCUCCUCAUCUUCUCUCUAUCCCCUCUUUCCUUCUUCUCUUUCUUUCUUUUCCUCUCCUUUUUAUUAUUUUGGGAUUCUCGAUCAAAGCCGUUGAUAAAGUGAUGAAGGGUCUGUCUCUCUCCGUCCUUCACCCUUUCAUCCUCUCAUUCCCAUCACUUCAUCAUUCCAUUUCUUCUCUUAUUUUAUUCCUUUCUAAUGAGUAUCGAGUCUUGACAAUAUAUUUGUAUGGAGACAGCAAACAAUGUUCACAAUCACGGUUUUGCGUGUCGACUUGUUUGUAUAUAAAAGAAGAAAAAAACAAACACAAAAACAAAAAAAAUAUUGAUCUGUUGAUGCUCUUUAUAUGAAUAUUACUGGAGUUUAGAUAUGUGAAUUUCAUUGUCCUUUUCUCCUCAUUCAUUCCCCUUUUCAGUUUUGCUUACCUGUUUGUCUGAAUUUUAUAUAUGACCAUGUUCUGCCUUAGAGAGAGUAGUAACCAUGGGCGACGCUGUUGUUGGCCCAUGUCCAUGGUAACUGGUAACUAGUUCUAGAACCUGUCUGUGGAUGCUAUAACGUUACCCAGGAAACCAGCCAGGCCUCUUGUACAGAAACACUUCUAGGAGUUUCACACCUGUGGCUGUUUUGUACUGAUGUUACCUAUAGCCAAUCAGAGGCCCUCUAGCACGCUGGUCAUGGUGUGGGCGGGACUUGCCCCUCCCUCAUCCUGAAGCCUUGUGGCCUUAUAGGUGGAAUCUCGGCCGACUGUCCUUGAUUCCUGCCUCCCCACCUGCUUCCUUAUCUCUGUUCAAACCAUCAGAAGAUAGGGUCUGAGGGGAGGAUGCGAGGAGAGAGUGUUGAGACUAAGCCCAAGUGCAGCUGGUAUAGCCACGUAGCUAGAGCCUUCCCAGUCCUGACAGACCAGAAAGCAGAGACAGAUGAGGUUAGACCACUGCACCACUAGGCACCUAGGAACCAGAGGACACCGGUUUUAUAACCUUGGGUCACCGAGGAGGGUGGAGUUAGUACCUUUUCAAACUUAAAUCGCUCAAAACAGGGUAAACCCCACCCAUGGGGGCUGGACCGUGACACAUAAUGCUAGCCCUUAUUCUCUGGGGGUGUAAUUCCACCGUCGGGUGGUUUUGUUUAUGACUUUUAUGUCACAGUUUGAUCACAUUGCUAGCUACAUUGUUCAUGUUGAGGAACUGACUCAGAUUAACCUCAUCUAUUGUGGUCAAAAGUCUUCUAACCAGACAUCAAUGUUGUCAGGUGACCCAGACUGCCUCAGAAGAAGGCUGUGUGUGUGUGUGUCAUCUGGCUGUGAUGAAUUCCACACAACGGCUGUCCCAGAACUCCCCUUUAUUCCCCCUCUGCUGUAGAACAUCCAUCAAUGUCUGUGCCUUUUAUAUAACAGCUACCCUCUACACACACAGACACUGGCCUGGGCUGUACUCUACACAUGCAGCCCUGAACUUUGACCCCCGCGUAAAUACGCACAGGCCUGUACUUCACCCAAUAGGCCCUCUCCAGGUUUCAUAUUUUUAUACACUCCAGCGUCAUGGUGACGUGUCCCGUAGUUCAGCUGGUUAGGGGGCGGUCUCACAGUACACCGAAUCAGGUAUCCAUGACGAUGUUUUCUCCGGUUGGGAUUCUGUCUGUGUACGUUGUUUGUACCAGCUGGAAGAUGUCUGCUCACCGUGUCGACAAUAAAGUGUUGAGACCCGAA
Molecule: messenger RNA, 2547 nt
Organism: Osmerus eperlanus (European smelt)
Lineage: Eukaryota; Metazoa; Chordata; Actinopteri; Osmeriformes; Osmeridae
Product: rho GDP-dissociation inhibitor 1-like
Exons: 6
Coding region: 151-765 (204 amino acids)
Biological process (GO): Rho protein signal transduction
Cellular component (GO): cytosol; membrane; cytoplasm
Molecular function (GO): Rho GDP-dissociation inhibitor activity; protein binding
Source: RefSeq, a predicted model, not a curated record